Messenger RNA from Purpureocillium takamizusanense, 1370 nucleotides. It is a transcript of the gene GOT1, whose product is annotated as Golgi Transport, variant 2. Gene Ontology annotation, biological process: retrograde transport, endosome to Golgi; endoplasmic reticulum to Golgi vesicle-mediated transport. NCBI's taxonomy places the organism in Eukaryota, Fungi, Ascomycota, Sordariomycetes, Hypocreales, Ophiocordycipitaceae. Gene Ontology annotation, cellular component: endoplasmic reticulum; Golgi membrane; Golgi cis cisterna. The record is from RefSeq and is a predicted model, not a curated record. Bases 500 to 928 code for a protein of 142 amino acids. The transcript has 2 exons.
GUUCGAGCAUCAUUUCCUCGCGAGCAACCCUUUCCACCACCGCCGCCGCCGCCGACUCUCCUCUUCGAACCGGGACGUGAGCUUUGCAUGCCGUGCUCUUCCGCAGCUGCGUGCGCAUCCAGCUCCCAUCUUCCUUUCCCCCCUGUUCCUCGAAUCGCAGCACGGAAACCCACCACCAGCUGCCAACAUGUCGAUGUGGCUAUCAGACUCCCAAAGUACGUCCCGCCCACGACACGACCUCUCCCGCGAGAGUGCGCGCGCCGUCGCGAGCCUGGCGCGAGGCAGGUCAUCGUGGUCGCCGCAACGCUGCGCAAAAAGCUGGCACGCAUGCUGACACCAAAUGCUUUUGUUCUUGUUUGCAGAAAUCGGGGUGGUCUUCUGCUCUGGCGGUAGGCACGCGCCCGCAUUAUAACCCUGCCCGCUGCUGCAGCGCGGACGCUGACUAUCCCGCUUUCUGCCCUCCCCCCUUUCAGGAGGACUGUUCCUCAUCGGAGGAGUGAUGCUCUUCUUUGAUCGAGCCAUGCUCGCCAUGGGCAACGUACGACCCCCCCUUUCCCCUUUCGCGCAACCGCAGUCGCCCGCCGCCGAAUCGCAAGUACUAACACGCAGGUUCUUCUUUCUUUCUCGGCAGAUCCUCUUCCUCAUCGGCCUCACCAUCAUCAUCGGCCCGCAAAAGACGCUCCUCUUCUUCGCGCGAAAGCAAAAGGCCAGGGGCACCGCCGCCUUCUUCGUUGGCCUGGCGCUGAUCCUCCUGCGGUGGACCUUUAUCGGCUUCCUCGUCGAGGCGUACGGCAUCGUGGUGCUCUUUGGCGACUUCCUCGGCACCAUAGCCGGCUUCGCGCGCGGCCUGCCCGUCGUGGGCCCCUACAUUGGCAUGAUUGUCGACAAGGUCGGGCUGGGUCGCAGGAACGCCGAGCUGCCCGUAUAAAGCCCAACGUGGGCAAGGGGAGACCGAGAGAUGUUUUCCCCUCCUCACCCCAUCGGACCGCAACGAGAUUUUUUUUUUUCAUUCUUCUUAUUUUGUUACGAAAGGCAUGACGGCGCGCCUCGCCUCGCUUCGGAUUGUGCACGAGCGAAGCGAAGGGGGGCGGACUGAGCUGGCGCAACGCGACGACGACGCAUAAUCCGCAGCUUUGUGGGAACGAGUACGAAAAGGAAAGAAAGACGGGCCCGAGCAUAGAGGAAGCGGAUCCGGCGUUUACUGGGACGUGUACUGGCGCAAUGAAUGAAAGGGAGUUCGGCCCCCAUCAUGUACAACAAAUGUAAAACGAGCCAGCUUGAAGCUGUGUGGUUGCCGUUGCCCAGAAUGGCAGGUAUCUGAUGCUGUACCCAUAUCGAAUGUUCUAGUGGCAACACCCCUCCUCCAUGAU